Mus musculus (house mouse) is the source of this 6973-nucleotide messenger RNA. It is a transcript of the gene Fosl2, whose product is annotated as fos-like antigen 2. The record is from RefSeq and is a predicted model, not a curated record. Gene Ontology annotation, molecular function: DNA binding; RNA polymerase II transcription regulatory region sequence-specific DNA binding; DNA-binding transcription activator activity, RNA polymerase II-specific. The transcript has 3 exons. NCBI's taxonomy places the organism in Eukaryota, Metazoa, Chordata, Mammalia, Rodentia, Muridae. Gene Ontology annotation, biological process: positive regulation of transcription by RNA polymerase II; regulation of DNA-templated transcription; transforming growth factor beta1 production. Gene Ontology annotation, cellular component: RNA polymerase II transcription regulator complex; transcription factor AP-1 complex; nucleoplasm. The coding region runs from base 1450 to 2322 and encodes 290 amino acids.
UUUUUUUUUUUUUUUUUUUCCUUUUCUAAAACCCGGAGCCCAGGCCGGCGCGGCCGCUUUCGGGGCCCCGCCCCGCGCCCCUUCCUUUUGGUUGGGGAUGGAGGGGAGGAGGUAGGGAGGCCAGGGCGCAGGCGGGAGCAGGCGAGGGAAUCCCUCUCCCUCCACGUCACCCGAAGGCGAGGAAACCCGCAUUCGCGUCCUCUAACGCAAAUGACCAUCUUUGGCAACGUGCGCCAAUGGAACAGACCAAGGGCGCUGCGCCCCAGGGGGGGUGGAGGAGUUCGGCGAGAACGCGGGCGGCCUCGGCGCCCCCGUAGUGCGAGGGCCGCGCUCUCCCACCCUCCCCGCCUCCCGCCUUCCUCGCGCGGGGUCUGUGGCUGGCGUCAGCGCGACCGCGAGCGAGGCCGGGAGGGGAGCGCCCCGCCCGCCUUCUCCCCUCCCCUCCCGCGCCUCUUCCUCCUCCUCCUUGUCCCAGGCCUCCUCCCCCGCCGCCUCGAGCGCUCCUCCCAGCAAGGUGGAGUCUAAGGUUGACGUGAGUGGAUCCACAUGGUGCGGGGCUGGAGAAUAAAGAGUGUGGAGUUGAACUCGUGCCAUUGUAGUGACUCAUCUCGGGCAGAGCGCAGGGGCUCGAAGCGAGACAGUGAGCGGCGCUCGGCAGGGACAGAGAGAGAGAAAGAGAGCGAGCGCAAGAAAGAGGGGGAGAGAGGGGAGGGCGAAGCGAGGCGAGAAGCGCGAGGCUUGGCAGGUCCUGGAGCCAGCACGGGGUGCAGGUCACUGCGACGCGGAGCCACGUCCCUCUCAGCACCGCUCAGCCUAGAAUCCCACGGGCGCUGUCCCACCGGCGCGAUCGGGGCCGCUGGACCGGCGCUCACCGCCUUGUCCUAAGUCAAGUGUCCGAGUCGCCGGGAAACUCAGGCGGCGAGUUGGCCACAGGAAGUUUAUUCUCGGGCUCCUUUUCUAAAAGGAGGAAACAGAAGUUUCUCCCAACCGGCAGCUUUUCUUUUUCGCCUUUUUGGCGCCCUGAGAGAUCGGGGAGGGAGUCCCCCAGAGCUGCCAAGCGACACCCGCGGGGCUCCUAGUCUUUUUGCGUUGCCCAUUUUUCUCCAGCCCGUGGGUCCCGGCAGAGCUCCGGCUGCGCGCGGGGGCGGAAGGGCGCGCGCAGGGGAGGGACCGAGGGACGCGCCGACUUUUUAGAGGGAGGGACUCGGUGGACAACCGGUUCCGCGGAGCUUGCAGAGCAGAAACGAAGUGCGGUGCGCGGCGAUCGGGGGGGUCACUUCCCGAGUGUCGCUGCCUCCUGUCUGCCUUGGUUAGGGGACAUCCCGGGAGCGAAAAGCCCAGCCCGUGGCCGGGCCGGUGGACCAGCGAGCGCGCAGCAGACUGUGCGCGGCCGCGGCGAGGGCGGGGAAGAAAACCACCCUGUUUCCUCUCCGGCCCCCACCGCGGAUCAUGUACCAGGAUUAUCCCGGGAACUUUGACACCUCGUCCCGGGGCAGCAGCGGCUCUCCUGCGCACGCCGAGUCCUACUCCAGCGGUGGCGGCGGCCAGCAGAAGUUCCGGGUAGAUAUGCCUGGCUCGGGCAGUGCCUUCAUCCCCACAAUCAACGCCAUCACCACCAGCCAGGACCUGCAGUGGAUGGUACAGCCCACAGUGAUCACCUCCAUGUCCAAUCCCUAUCCACGCUCACAUCCCUACAGUCCCCUGCCAGGCCUGGCUUCAGUCCCUGGGCACAUGGCUCUCCCCAGACCUGGAGUGAUCAAGACCAUCGGUACCACCGUGGGCCGCAGAAGGAGAGAUGAGCAGGAGACCGAGGAGCUGGAAGAGGAGAAGUCUGGGCUGCAGAAAGAGAUUGCUGAGCUGCAGAAGGAGAAGGAGAAGCUAGAGUUCAUGUUGGUGGCUCACGGCCCCGUGUGCAAAAUCAGCCCCGAGGAACGCCGAUCGCCCCCCACCUCCGGGCUGCAGUCCUUGCGCGGUACGGGCAGUGCCGUUGGCCCCGUGGUGGUGAAGCAGGAGCCUCCCGAAGAGGACAGCCCCUCUUCCUCAGCAGGGAUGGACAAGACCCAGCGCUCUGUCAUCAAGCCCAUCAGCAUCGCCGGGGGUGGUUUCUACGGGGAAGAGCCUCUGCACACCCCCAUCGUGGUGACCUCCACGCCUGCCAUCACUCCCGGCACUUCAAACCUUGUCUUCACCUACCCCAAUGUCCUGGAGCAGGAGUCGCCUUCGUCGCCCUCAGAGUCCUGCUCCAAGGCUCACCGCAGAAGCAGUAGCAGUGGGGACCAGUCAUCAGACUCCUUGAACUCCCCCACACUUCUAGCCCUGUAACCCUGUGCUCCUCUGGCCAGCUCUGGAGGAAUCCUCAUCCAUCAUUACCACACCCUUCCCAGGGACCAGCACCUUUAAGCACUCCAGGGCCUUGAGGGAAUAAGGGGCCCCUGGCUCUGGGGACCCACCCGGUGGGACUUAGUGGUGAGACACUGGUUGAUCUCUUAGAAGCCCUGGGACACGCCCUCCCUCAUUCAUCUUGCAAGCGAAGCGAAUCCUUUUUCUUGAGAAGCCUCAGAGAACUUGGUUUGUGGACUCAGACGCGCCUGCGGCUACCCCCACCUCACCCCACCCCCCCCUCUUCUGAAGCCCCGCCCCCUGGAGCUGGCCCGGAUGGUUUCUGUCCCUUUGUUAUCCGUUGUCUCUGAAGUGGACAGUAUCCUUUCCUGCCCCGCCAAGCAUGCUCAGUGCCUUUUGGUUUCCCCUCCUUCCCCUAGAUUCAGUUUUGCUCCCUCUGGGUUUUUAUAAGAUUUGCCAUGACAUUUCAUCUGGGUGGUCCAGAUAGUAAAGCGCUUUUAUUUCUGGAGCUGGGGAAGCAGAUGACUCUUCCACUGGGGCGGAAGGGGCACCCACUGUGUCCCGAAGGGGCAGUCAAAGUGCAAUAUUAUUGAAACUUCCCUCCCUACACACCCAGUGCGCUGUGGUUACAGACCGUGGGCUCCCUGAGUUCUGCCGGUGAGCUGCCGUCACUGGGAUGCGCCAAGGACCUUUCCUCCCCGGUCUCAGAGAUGCACAUCUCUUUGAGGAUCGGCUUGGCUGGAAGACAGGGUGUGAGUGCGACAACAGGGGCACAGGUUGGGUUUGCCAAACGUCUAAUUACCAAGCCAGGAUUUGUGCCAACAAAGCCACAUGGCUGUCCUAGUGAGCUUCCUUUCUUACCUGUCUUGAGCUGGGCGUCUCUUUAAUUACUGCCUCUGCCCCGGACCCUUCUCUCUAGACUUGGGAAGCACUCCUUCCUAGAAGCCACACAUCACUCCAAGGCUCAGCUGGGCGCUGCUCAUCCCCAACUCUCAUAGUGACAUCACCUGUGGAUAUUUAAUGAGUGUGGGAUGCGGGGUCUGCGGUAGAGAUGGUUUCUGGCAGCCGCAGCAGCCCCAGGUACCUAGCCUCCCCUGGCUGCUCUCCUGUCAGUGAGAUGCAGGAGCCGCCCUCUGCUCUCAGUGGUCUCUGCUACUGAUGAAUCCAGUGGGUUUCCUUUCAUAUUCUCCUGGCCAACUCCAGAGUGGCCUCCUAACCCAGCAGGCCCACCCCUCUGGGAGUCGUUGGUCUCCACCAGUUUUGUUAGGCUUUGAGUGUCUAUUCGGUUCCUAUCAAAGCUAGUGUGUAUUCCUUUCCACUACAGAAGAACCAUCACUCUCAUGGGUGUCCCAGCCUCCAGCAAGGGCACAGCUCUGUCCCCUGCCUUUCUCUCCCUUUGUCCCCACUGCAUGUUGACACAAGUAUGGAAGUGGAGCCUGGUUAGAACUUGUUUCUAGUGCUAAUGCUCUGACCUAGUAUUUCCAUUGGAGAUCACUGUCCAGCCAUCUAAAGCCCUGUUAUUCGAGUCAAGCUUAUCCCCAUUUUUGAGAGAGAAGGGGUACCUUCACAGACCGAUGCCCUUCUUACCCCAAGUUCCCAUAAACACUUGCAUGCAGAAGCACACAGGACACAGGGACCAUGUGGGAAGCAUGCUCAGCCUAGCAGAGCUGAAAGGAGCAGGCUUGGCUUGGUAGAGAGGGGGGCAGAAAGGAGAUAAUCUCAAUGUGUUCUUUCCUGUAUGCCUUGGCUCUAACUCUGCUGCUCUGGUCUCCCAGAGCCUCUAGGGGCAGGGGAGUGCUCCACAAGGUGGUUUGCUGGCUUCAGAGCCCUAGAAGCACAAGACAGUGGAGCCAGCGGAGCCGGGACUAGAGGAGUUGGGCAGUCUCAGUUGAGAAGCUUUAUCGCCUCAAGCCAAGUGGGAGCUCUCUCCCUCAUGCCUGUGGGUAUUUCUGAAAUGAAGCUGCGCCCUGUUCUGUCCUUUCCCAAAGCCCCCUUCUGCCCAUAGCAUGGAUCCAACCCAGGUCACAGGCCUGGGACUUGGUACCCUGGUUGGACACUCCUGAGACUCCAAGUCUGGCUUUCAGUUCAGUUUUCAUCUGUGUUGACAUCGGGGCCAGAAAGCACAGCCAGCUAAAUGGGCCUCUGAGGUCACCUUCCCUUCCGGCCUGCUUGCUUUGUCUUACAAGACUUCUUGGCUUUUCCAAAGACAGAGAUUUCUGGGGGGAAGCCGAAUAUUUCUACCUAAACUCUGGGUGUGACCUCAGCUCGCUUUCCUCUGAUCCACUGUCCAAGUUGGGUCACAAACAUGUCACUCAUGCAUGCCUGCACUCCAGAGUCAGGUGCCAAGCUUGCUUGUCCUUCCCUGCCUCCAGGUCAGGGAGCAGCUGCAGUGAGGGUGGGGAGGUGAGGGCUUUGUACACGUGUGUCCUCUGCUGUCAUGAACUUGGGCUGGACUGUGAGCAGCUCUGGGUUAAUACAGGGCAGGCAAUCCUUAAACAGCUAGCAUGAAACAGUUUUGUCGUGGCCACCAGGCUUCUGUGGGAACAGUCCUUCUCUGGCUGGCUAGCUAGGCACAGCUACGGCACUGGAAAGAGUAGAGCCCAGGUGAAGCUUAGGAAAUUGGGAGCUAACACCAAGCAACUGGUUCCGUGGGGGAAGGUUUUAGGGAGCUCAGACUGCUGCUUUCAUAGGCAAAGUGUGCCCAUGGGGGCCAGUCAUGGGAACAUGUCAAAGCCAACAGGAAGCAGAACCUGUAGCUUUCUCUGGCAUUAGGGAGAGAGAACCCUGCUUGCUUCCACUUAACUCCUGGUGGAAGAGGGGCAGGCACGUUCGAAGCUUCUGGAUUCAUUUUUCCUCCACUUUCCUGAGAGACCAAAAGUGUUCCUUGAGAUGUCACCAUUUGUCUUUCACAGUGACUUCCUUCCCUGAGCAAACAUUCAUGUGGCUUCGCUGGGGAGGAAAAAAAUAAGCACCUACUGUGUGCCAGGCACUAUGAGGCACUUUUCUAUUUAUCCUCUUUUAAGAUAGGACUAAGAGUUCAUCUCCUUCUAGAAGGCCCCCAGGUUAAAUAAAAACACUUGGGGGUAAGAGGGCUUUCUUCAGAGACUCCCAGGUGGGAGUGCCUCUAGUCUGGUGGUCCUCAAAGACUCAUCCACAGCAGCAUCUGCCCAUCCCAGGCUCCUCUCUCCUCAGACUCCUCCUAUCUGGCUUGUGCUCCUCAGGUGGCUGAAGGGGCCACCUUAGUUCUCAUAGAAAUUGUGGACCAAUAGGAUAUGUGCUGUGUAUAACUUUCUUUUUAAACUGUAAGUAAAGGGUCUUGCAGCUUUGUGCUUGUGUUAUCUUAGCAUUUAUCUUCAAACCAGCAUCUCACUAUUUAUUGACAGUGGUGUGUGUGUGUGUGUGUGUGUGUUUCUGCGUGUGCACAUAUGUGUGCACACAUGUGCGUGUGUGUGUUCAUGUGUGUGCAUGCUUGUGUCUUUCCACAGCUUUUUUUUUUUUUUUAAGGAUCAUCCUACUGCUAAGUCCGUGUCUCUUCUUGCUUCUAGUGUUUUGGCCACGCCUCACCAAAUGUCUGUAAUGACCCAGUACUCACAACAUGUUCAGGAGGAGCUGGGUCAGAUUUUGACAGAGGGUAUGGGAAGGGAAAGGGGAGAAGAAAUUGACAUUUAUUUUAUUAUUUAUUUUAAAUGUUUACAUUUCUUUGUGUUGUUCCAAGCCUGAAUAGAAACAGAUAGCAUUAAAGUACUUCCUUCCCACUCCUUUCUCUGGCUCUCUCUCCCCCACUUGUUCUGACUUAGGAUAAUGAUCUCUAUUUUGUUUGUUUCUCAAGUGACUUGUGGACUUGUGCUGUAUAAACUGUAUUAAAAAGGCUCUGUUUUUAAAGAUCAAUUGUCAUUCCUGUGGGGACAGUGGCUACUGAGAAAUCUACAUUGUAAGAGAAGACAAUGAAAGACCCUGGCCCUGUCUCUCAAAACUUAACUUUCUCUGUAUGAUUUUUUUUUUAAAAAAAUAUUCCAUUUAUUUUACUUUGUGGUUACUUGAUUUUGAGGAAGAAAAUAUUCAGCUUUGUAUAAAGACUAGGUAUCAGAUUCCUUUUGCAGUGGGAGGUGUAUAUAUCGUAUUUUGGUAUAGAGUAGGACCCAAGCUUCAUGCAUCUGUAUUUGGUAUAUGUCAAUGACGUGGAGUGAAAUUUGCUAUUAGAUCCUGGAGGCAAAUGGGUUGUACAAGGUUUUAUGGCUCCGCGGGGAAUUUAAUUUCCUUUCUGGGCACCUUUUGUCCCCUACUUUUAAAUUAACGGUGAAACGGCCCUAGGAGGGUCGCUCUAGUUGAACUCUCCAGGCAGGACCUUAUGCUCAGAAAUCUUUGUAUAGUUUUAAAUUUUUGAGGAGUAUCUCUGCUCGGAAGCAUCUGUGGUGGUGUGAUGUGUUGUUCUGUGUACUGUAUGUGACACAAGCCUACAGGAUUUGCACUAAGAAAAGCUUGGUAGGAGCUUGCUGCUAUGGAGGAAAGAACAUAUUAAAAACUUAUUUUCCCUCGGGUUUGUUCUCGUUUUAUGUUUUUGUUGUUGUUGUUUUGUUAGCUUUCCUACUUCCACUGAGUAGCAUUUUGUAGAAUAAAAUUAAUCAAGAACAAA